CGUCACGGCUACUCUGUGCAGAGAGCAGCGUGUGUGCGGAGGUUUCCACGCCGCUCAAAGCUUCUUUACAUCCAGCUGCACGUUUGGAUGAUUAAACUGAGCAGCUGAAUGUUUAUUACAAGUAAGAUCGGAAACCAUGGAGGCUUAGUAAAGGCUAAAAGGCUAAAUGCCAGUAAAUAGCAGUGAAAUACGUCUCCGCGUUAGGAGCAAUUUAAAAGAGUCCCAUAGUACAGAGCAGGCGUGCAGCCAUGGCCGGCAAGGGUCGUGGGAUAGGCGCCUUUACCUUCAACGUCGAGGCUCUGGGCAUCGGCAGGGGCAGCAUGCCAGAAGCCAGGGUGGGGCCAAACCCGCUGUUUCCAAACAUAGACUUCAAGCCGGUGCCGCUGAAAGCUGGCGAGGAUGAGGACUACAUGCUGGCCUUAAAACAGGAGAUGAGGGGAACAAUGCAACGGCUACCACACAACAUUAAGCCUCUGGCCAAUAAAGCAGAAGUGGAGCGAUACACUGAGAGAUACCUGAAGCAAAGACUGAUAGAAGAUCAGGAUUGGAGUCCAGACUGGAACCUCCUUCCAAAAGAAUUGAUGCCCCAAAAGAAAAAAACUCGUCCUAAACCAGGCCCAAAGAAGAAAACUGUGAAGAUAUCACCUAAAGACGCAGCAGAUAUGCUGACUAAAUUAGACGACCUGGCAAAGAAGGAUGACGGAAACCCUGAAAAAUCAGAUGAGGAGACUGAAAAGAAACCUGGAAAUGAGGAGGAAGAUAUUGAAGAAGAAUAUGAAGAAGAGGAUAUUGAAGAGGAAAACGACUACAUUGACAGCUAUUUUGACAAUGGCGAAGAAUUUGCUGCGGAAAGUGAUGAGAAUAUGGAUGGCGAAGCGACCUACUGA
Messenger RNA from Anoplopoma fimbria (sablefish), 887 nucleotides. It is a transcript of the gene polr3g, whose product is annotated as polymerase (RNA) III (DNA directed) polypeptide G. The record is from RefSeq and is a predicted model, not a curated record. Lineage: Eukaryota; Metazoa; Chordata; Actinopteri; Perciformes; Anoplopomatidae. Gene Ontology annotation, biological process: transcription by RNA polymerase III. The coding region runs from base 249 to 887 and encodes 212 amino acids. Gene Ontology annotation, cellular component: RNA polymerase III complex. The transcript has 8 exons.